Eupeodes corollae is the source of this 1400-nucleotide messenger RNA. RefSeq names its product opsin Rh1-like. The transcript is spliced from 6 exons. Gene Ontology annotation, cellular component: membrane. Bases 145 to 1248 code for a protein of 367 amino acids. Gene Ontology annotation, molecular function: G protein-coupled receptor activity. The record is from RefSeq and is a predicted model, not a curated record. Gene Ontology annotation, biological process: phototransduction; visual perception; G protein-coupled receptor signaling pathway. NCBI's taxonomy places the organism in Eukaryota, Metazoa, Arthropoda, Insecta, Diptera, Syrphidae.
UUUGUAUCGGAGUGUCAUUCAAAUCAUCAGCACCUCGUCGAACAGUCAAGAGGCACUCUAAUUGUCAAAAAAGUGGACGCAAAUUGAAGAGCAAUCUUCAAAACUCCGAAGCAAAACAAAAAAAAACAUAUAAAAUCCUGCUAAAUGGAGAGUUUGCAUUACAUGGGGCCACACUUUGCAGCCCUUCAAAACGGCUCUGUUACCGACAAGGUAACACCCGACAUGGCGCACCUUAUCCAUCCGUAUUGGAAUAAAUUUCCACCAGUAGACCCCCUUAUGACGAAACUCCUGGGCACAUUCUUAGGAAUCAUGGGUUGUCUAUCUUUCGUGGGAAACGGAUUGGUUGUUUAUAUAUUUUCAACAACAAAAGCACUACGAACACCAGCCAACUUAUUGGUGCUAAACUUGGCGUUUUCUGACUUUUGUAUGAUGGCUUCAAAUUGCCCAAUGAUGGCAAUAAACCUAUUUUUCGAAACAUGGGUACUAGGGCCCUUCAUGUGCGAUAUGUACGCUAUGCUGGGUUCCGUUUUUGGUGCCAAUUCAAUUUGGUCUAUGAGCAUGAUAGCUUUGGACCGAUAUGAAGUAAUUGUCAAAGGUGUUUCUGGACGUCCAAUGACAAUAAAACUAGCUGUGAUAAAAAUUGUUAUGAUUUGGACAAUGGCAACUUUCUGGACGAUUGCACCAAUGAUGGGUUGGAACAGAUAUGUUCCUGAGGGAAAUCUAACUUCAUGCGGCUUAGAUUAUCUCGAACAGGACUGGAAUCCAAAAAGCUAUCUGAUAUUUUAUACUAUUUUCGUGUACCUCCUUCCUCUGUUUGUCAUUUGCUAUUCCUACUGGUUUAUUAUUGCGGCUGUUGCAGCUCACGAACAAGCAAUGCGAGAACAAGCCAAAAAGAUGAAUGUCAAAUCAUUGCGCUCUCAAGAGGACACAGACAAGAGUGCCGAAGCUAAAUUAGCUAAAAUUGCUUUGGUCAAUAUUUCAUUGUGGUUCUUCGCGUGGACACCAUACGGCAUACUUAAUUGGAUGGGAUUCUUCGGAUCUCAGGCUCUAACACCAACUUUAACUAUUUGGGGGGCAGUAUUUGCCAAAUCAGGAUCCUCAUAUAAUCCUAUAGUUUAUGGCAUAAGCCAUCCCAAAUAUCGUAUUGCUCUUAAGGAGAAAUGUCCAUGUUGUGUAUGUGGCGAUACAGAAGAACCAAAAGCUAGUGAUGCAUCUUCACAAGCAACUAAUGCUGAAACGCCUGCAUAAAUUGUAUUAUGCUAGCACAUUUUUUAAAGUUUGUAAUAUAUGUAAAUCAUUAGUUUGUAAGGUAUUUAUAAAGAUCUAUAUAUUUUAAGCUAUUCUUACUUUAAACAAUACAAAAAAACCGAAAUAAAGCAUUGACAUCUUAAAACCAAAAA